GCGCCGGCAGCCCCGUAACCGCCAGGGCCACAGGAAUCUGCUCAUGUUCCCUGGAAUUUGGACAUUUUUUGUUGCACCCAUUUCGGCUUGCUUUCCAGAUUGUCACUCAAGCGCGGGGCACGCCCCCUCCAGGAGGCUAUUUAAAGAGGAGCUGGUGUGCAACUUUCUCCAAAGAGAGAGGAGAAAUUCCGAAGGAGAAGGAGUGAGUCAGUCGGCAGCCUGAAACCCCUCCCUUCCCUUUACUUAGGAUGUCUGGCAACUUGGGGACAGUGACCUGGACCCUGUUCCUCCUCCUCCCUGCGCCUGGCUGGGUAGAACCGCAGGCCUGCACGUAUCCAUGCCAGUGUCCCUCCCAGCCUCUGCAGUGCCCCGCUGGCACCAGCCAUGUGUUGGAUGCCUGUGGUUGCUGCAAGGUGUGUGCCAGGCAGCUUGGCGAGCUCUGUUCCCUGCAGAAACCCUGUGAUCAUCACAAGGGACUCUACUGCGACUUCUCCAAAAUCCACAGAGGCAGCGGGAUCUGCUUAGCUCACGAGGGCGCAACUUGUGACCUGCUGGGCAAGAUCUACCACAACGGGGAGAGCUUCCAGCCCACCUGCAAGCUGCAGUGCAUCUGCAUGGACGGGGCCAUCGGCUGCAUCCCCCUCUGCUCCGACGACCUGCGGCUCCCGUCCCCCGAGUGCCCCAACCCCCGGCGGGUGAAAUUUCGCAAUAAGUGCUGUGAAGAGUGGAUCUGUGAGGAGGGCAGCGAGGAGAACCGCUUCGAAACAGCCAUGGCAGUUUUCAGGGAGGAUCCAGCACACAAACCGGAGCUGAAUAACCUGCAGGAGAACUGCCUGGUGCAGACCACCGAGUGGAGCGCGUGCUCCAAGAGCUGCGGCAUGGGCAUCUCUGCCCGAGUGACCAACGACAACCCCCAGUGCCGCCUGGAGAAGGAGACCCGGCUCUGCAUGGUCCGGCCCUGCGACUUCCCCGUGGAGAAAACCAAGAAGGGGAAGAAGUGUGUGCGGACCCCAAAGCCACGCCAGAGCCUCCACUUUGAGUUUUCGGGCUGCACCAGCACCCGUUCCUACCGGCCCAAGUUCUGCGGCAGCUGCACGGACGGCCGGUGCUGCACCCCCUACGUCACCAGCACCGUGGAGGUGGAGUUCCGCUGCCCCGAGGGGGACUUCUUCCAGCGGAAGAUGAUGUUCAUCAAGAUGUGCUCCUGCCAUUACGACUGCCCCCGAGACAACGACAUCUUCCUGGCCACGUAUCACAGGAGGAUGAUUGGAGACCAUGUCAAGACAGAGAGGCAGUAGCCCUCUCCGUGCCAGAUCCAAAGGCCAAGGUGUCAAGAGGGCUCUGCAGCGCUUUCGUGGCUGCGUCCUGGGACAAUGCAGCCUCUUCCCCCUCUGUGAGGGGCUGUGCUCUUCAGAACAGCACCAUUUGCCAUCAGCGGGCCCAGUGGCUUUCCUAACACGCCGAGGUGCGUGGGGGAACAGCUCCCUCUGCCCCAGGCUCUGACUUUCACCCGUGGUGGUGCGAAGGUCAGUGAAGGAACCAGAAACAGGCUUGAGCUGCAAACUUGAUCCAUGUUCCUGCUGAGCAGGUGGGAGAGUGGAUCAAAGCCACAUGGCUCCAGCCUGUCUCCAGCUGAGAGCACAGCGGGUACAACUCCCCGUGGCCACUGGCCUGCCAAAGCCAUGGGACAGGGCAAGCCCAAGAGCCCUGAGCUUAAGCCGAGCUCUGGAACCUGCUUUCCAGCAGAGCAAGGCUCUGCUGCAUGUUGAUGCAAAGCUUCUUGGUGAGGAAAGUGGUCCUGGCUCCGUGCUGGGCUCCUGCUGUGUUUUAAAAUUAUUUUUGGCUAAUUGGAUCCAACAAGUUGGCAAAAGCUCUUCCCCAUCCUUGUGCCCACCUUUCACCCUCCCACAUGCUCUCCAGCCAGCAGCUCUGUUCUGGAUCUCUUUGCUCCUAGAGAGGCCAGAUCAUUUGCUGGGCGACCCCUUCUCCAGGCAGCUCAAGGCUGAGAUGUCUUUUUUUUUCCCCAUUAAAUUCUUUUUAGCUUGGGCUGCCAGUGAGGGUGCCAGCGAAGACAAGGAAACAGCGAGUUGUGUAGUGCCGCAGCAGGGGACGGAGCAUGGCUCAGGGCCCCCUCCAGAAGAUCUGAGCCCAGGAAGGAUUUUCUUCACAGAAGAAAGGAUUCGGCCAGGCUGUAGCUUUGCCCCUGGCACUGGUGGGGAAUGUCCCUGGGGCCUGUUUCAGACCCAAGGAGCUCUUCUGGCAUGAAAUGGGGCUGAGCCAGGCUGCGGGAGCCACUCCUGGCAGAUUUUGGUGCCAUGACAAGCACGUCCUGUUGUGCCUUUCGAUAAUCUCUUCAGAAACGGCUCUGGGGUGGGAGAGGGGCUGGACUCCUCCAGCUCACACAUCCACAGGGGGGCUUGCAGCUCCAUUUUGGCUCCAGAGUCUUUCCUGGUGGGUCAGAAGUUGGAGGAACACAGUUCAGCUCUGGUCUCCCGGGGUGAGUUUAAGGCACUGGCAAGAGAAAUGCCGGUAUUUGUAGAUAGAGCAGAUCCUGUCGGGGGUCCCCGGGGCAGCAGCACAGGGAGCUGCGUGGUGCUGGGCUCUGCAGCAGUGGGAUUCCCUUCUUGCCAAAUCUGCCCUUAAGGAUGAGCCGAGUGCUGGCCCAUAGCUCCGGGAGAAGCCACCAGCACAGGAGCCGUCCCGUGAGGCCCCAGCCCGGCCGCAGCAGCAGCUCCACAGUAUCUCUGAAAUCUCACUAGUUGUGCUGAUUUUUAGCAGAAACAUCCACGUGAAGGGCCUGAUCUCGUUCCUUUAAUCUUCCCUGCUUUUCACUACGGGAAAUCACGACGAGUUGCUGUCCCGGCGGGGCAGGAGCAGGGGCCACGCUGCAGCACCGAGGCUUUACCCCCCCACAUCUCCCAGCCCACAGCAGGACCUGGUGCUCGGGGCCUGUGGCUCCUCUCAGCCUUCUCUUUUCUUCCUCUCUCAGCCUGCGGAAGCUCGUGAGCCUUCAGCCUCCUGUAAUCAAUUUGAACUGUAAAUAAUUUAUCUGAUGUUGUUUCUUGUUUUUUUUAAAGGCCUCUGUACAGUUCUUGUAUCCUUUUAGCACAACCUUGCUUGGGGCCUUUUCUCCCCUUGCCCUCCAGGUCUGCUCUGAACUUUUCUCCUGCCUGUUUACACAGUUUCUGAGUGUAAAACUACGGUGAGGUUGCACUUUACUCAACGCUAAUAAAUAUCGCUUUA
Molecule: messenger RNA, 3243 nt
Organism: Athene cunicularia (burrowing owl)
Lineage: Eukaryota; Metazoa; Chordata; Aves; Strigiformes; Strigidae
Product: connective tissue growth factor-like
Exons: 5
Coding region: 249-1298 (349 amino acids)
Biological process (GO): cell adhesion; signal transduction
Cellular component (GO): extracellular region; extracellular matrix
Molecular function (GO): heparin binding; integrin binding
Source: RefSeq, a predicted model, not a curated record